Messenger RNA from [Torrubiella] hemipterigena, 1795 nucleotides. The record is from the annotation of a GenBank genome assembly. Lineage: Eukaryota; Fungi; Ascomycota; Sordariomycetes; Hypocreales; Clavicipitaceae.
AAGCCAGUACAGGGGGGGGAGGGCGCUAAAACAGGGGGCGCACCACUAAAACAGGCGCUGGGGCAUUUUGCAGGUGGAUCUGAUGUGAUCGAGUACACGGCGUCUGAGUCACUCCGCUGCAUAGCUUGGGAUUUAUAUCAAGGCGCGUUUCCUUAUACGUUAUACAGAGCCUUACAAGCAACGAUAGCAGACAAAUACGAGCAGCAGACAACAUGCAAGAAAAUGAACCAGUGAGGAAGAUUUGGGUUGUAGGCCAGUGGAUUUGGGGAGACGAUGCCGAGACAGCGGUAUUCGCCCAAGCCUAUGGGGACAACCGGACAUGCAUUUUUAGGUUCAAAACAGACAAGAAGCAGCCUCUGAGUUUGUCUACUCGACUAGUCAACUGCUACCAUGAUCUUGAUAUUGAUGAUGAGAAAGAAAGCUUCCCAAGUCGACCUCAUAUGCGUGUUGCUCUGGGCUGCAGUGGCAUCUGUAUGGAAGGACUGCGUCGAAUCCACUGAUGUUGUAGAUCUAGAUGUCAUCAUUGAUAUGAAAAUGGAAGCAGACAGUGGCACAAUUACCUGGGAGGUGUGCCACGAUCCUACUUUUAACAACUAUCUCGAGCAUCUCCUCCCGAUAGACAGCUUCGACUUUCAUCACCCCUUCAACGUCGUUCCAUUUGCAUCUCUAAUUCAAAAACAACAAUUGGAUGGCAGGGGCUAUUCAAUACUCACAACAUUUGAGUCUGAUCCCAGUCGCCCUGCUGUGUUUAAAGGCAUUGAUCUACGCACAUACCUUAAUAUAUACGAAGACAGACCCAUUAUCCAAGAAGUGGCGGGUUUCUAUCACUCUCUAAAGUUAGUCGACAAGAUGCCUCGACAUAAGAAUAUGAAAGCCCCACCUCCGACUCUUGUUACUCUACAUAGACUAAGCGAUGAAGCAACCAUGCUUUGUGGCGCCUUGGAACCGUUUGUUUCACGGGGAUCACUGGGUGACGUGAUUGAACAAGCAAACAUGGCUGGAGAGCGACUUGGAAUGGCGCAAAAGGUCGAUUUGUGUCUCCAAAUGGCUGAAGCAAUUGCACAAACACACCUUGUCGCGCAUACAUUCCACAUGGACAUCAAGCCUGGAAAUCUUCUGAUCGAGGAUGACGGAACACUGGCUCUCAUUGAUUGGGAGCAGAAUGGUGUGCCCCCCACGACCGCAGCGCCAGAGGUUGACGGAACCUGGGACGCGGAACUUUCCGCUGAUGGCAAAUUGGUAUAUACAAAAUACAAGGGACCGGAGAGAUCAAACAUGCCCGAGGAGGCAUGGGGUAAUAUGGGAUGGACGAAAUGGAACGUGCUCACUCUUUGGCAGGAACAGUGUCCUAAAGCUCUUGAACUGGCUGAAGUCUUUAGCGUAGGGAGAAGCAUCCACAUGCUUCUGCGCCAACCAGACACUGAUGGCUUUGACGAUAUUGAAGACACACUGGAGAUGAUAGAGGAUUGGGAUGAGUGUGAUGACGUCCAGAGUCACUCAAGCAGCUUGUGAUGAAGUGUGUCAAGCACGACCAUCUGAAGAGGAUGGGUUUGGCAGAGCUUGUGACCGAGUUGAAGGCCAUCAUAGCAAAGGGGCAUCCAUAAACUUCCUUUUAUAAUGCAUUCGAAUCUUACAUUCCCGAGAAUGAAAUUCGUGUGACUGUCUCUUUCUCUAGACACUUACAAGAAGACCCAGUCCAUACCGUCGCCCUCAUUUCCCAAAACGGCAAUCCCCUCCAGCACAGACCAGCCCAGCGGCGCCACUAAAAAAUUCCCAACGGCCCCGCUGAAGCUCC